Messenger RNA from Penaeus vannamei (Pacific white shrimp), 1700 nucleotides. NCBI's taxonomy places the organism in Eukaryota, Metazoa, Arthropoda, Malacostraca, Decapoda, Penaeidae. The record is from RefSeq and is a predicted model, not a curated record.
CGGGGACAGUCGGCAUCGAGAUCCCGAGAGAGAGAGAGAAGAUGCGAUCGACUUUGCUUGGUGUGAUCCUCGCUGCGGCGGCGGUGGCGGCGGCGCAGGAGGAGACGGUGCAGGUGGAGCUCCAGCAGGGCGUGAUCGAGGGCGCGAGGUCGGAGAUCGCCGAAGGGAGGUUCGUCUACAGCUUCCUGACCAUUCCCUUCGCCGAGCCUCCUGUCGGGGAUCUGCGCUUCAAGAACCCGGUGCCAGCUGCGCCUUGGUCGGGAGUGAGGAACGGCUCGCUCCCCACGCCCAUGUGCCCCCAGCUGUUCACCCUCGUCGAGGCCAAGCUCCAGGGGCAGGAGGACUGCCUCUUCCUCAACGUCCACACUCCGAGGCCUCACGAAGCGGAUCUGCCGGUGAUGGUGUGGAUCCACGGCGGAGGAUUCACCAUCGGAAACAGCGCCUUUUAUGGCCCGGCUCCUCUCCUGACGAAGGACGUGGUUCUCGUCGUCAUACAGUACCGUCUCUCUACUCUGGGAUUCCUGACGACCGGAGAUGACGAAAUUCCCGGCAACCUCGGACUGAAGGACCAGACAAUGGCCCUCCGCUGGGUGCAGGACAACAUCCGGGCAUUCGGAGGCGACCCAGGCAAGGUCACCAUCUUCGGGGAGUCAGCUGGGGCCGCGUCCACUCACUUCCACGUGCUGUCACCCAUGUCCGCAGGUCUCUUCCAGCGCGCCAUCAUGCAGUCGGGAACGGCGCUCGACCCGUGGGCGGUCAGGGAAGACCACAGCGACGUCGCGACCCGGUUCGGCGAGAUGUUCAACUGUUCAGGGUCGUCGCCCUUGACCAGCUCAGAGUUGGUGGCCUGCCUGAGGGAGGUCCCCGCCGCUGACCUGAUCGAGGCUCCCAAUAAGUUCAAGGUGUUCGUGGACUUCCCCAGCGUGAUGGCGCCUUCCGUGGACGGCGAGUUCCUCCCGGAUCACCCCGCCAGGCUGCUCAGGGACGGAAGGUACAACAAGGUCGACGUCAUCACGGGAACAACUCAGCACGAAGGCCAGAGCAUCGUCGGCAUGAUGGCCGGCAACGAGACCCUGGCGUCGCUGGCCAAGAACUUCUCCGCCAACGGCCCCGUCAUGGCGUACUUCGAGCCCGAGGAGGAUCGCGAGUACUUGGCCCGCCGCUUCUUCCACCACUACCUCGGGCCCCUGGAAGACCUCGCCGGGAAGUCGGACGCCAUGCAGGAGGUCCGCCACUUCUGGAGGAACAUGCCCCUCAAGACCAACAAACUGCUCGACCCCGAACGCUUCUCCUCCAGCUCUUUCACACUGUACUGCAAAAUUCACUGGCUAAAGAGAAUCAUACUAAAGUCGCAGAUAAGGGCAUCCAUAACAAGCUCCUACUCGAUCAUAAAAGUCGUGUAUUUAUACAACGUGACAGCUGACCUGUGUACCAUAUUUGUACAUCACCUUCACCAAUCUGACAUACCUUAUAGCCAUUCCCUUGUGUCAAACACCCUCACAUCUUCUGUUGUGGCAAACACAAUCUACGUGUCAAGUGUCAGCCUCCGAGAUUUCCUUGCACUGCACCAGGGAAAGAUGUCUGGCAUUAAAGUGCAGAAAUUGGACCGCCUAGGCCCUGGAGCCCUCAGGACCAGCGUAGCCCCCGCCCCUUCAAAUACCUUCCUACGCCCUUGUUAUAGAAGACCCUUGGCUCGUUGA